Molecule: messenger RNA, 2473 nt
Organism: Etheostoma cragini (Arkansas darter)
Lineage: Eukaryota; Metazoa; Chordata; Actinopteri; Perciformes; Percidae
Product: extracellular calcium-sensing receptor-like
Exons: 6
Coding region: 1-2343 (780 amino acids)
Biological process (GO): G protein-coupled receptor signaling pathway
Cellular component (GO): membrane
Molecular function (GO): G protein-coupled receptor activity
Source: RefSeq, a predicted model, not a curated record
AUGACGUCCACAGACAGGGGGCCAGAAAAGGGUUGGGCACUCUUACAGCUGUUGCUGGUGGCAUCUUUCUCUCAGGCUGAGGAGCUGGUGUGCAGGCAGAGAGGGGAUCCUGAGAACCCCCAGUUAUUUAAGAAUGGGGACAUUAUGUUGGGGGGAAUCUUCUCUUUCCACAGCAGCUGGAUGAACAGACAAGACUCCUACACACUAAAACCACUGCCAUUGGAAUGCACCAGUUUAAAUUUCAGAGGUUUCCAGUAUUCCCAGGCUAUGCUCUUUGCCAUAGAGGAGAUCAAUAACAGCACAGACCUACUGCCUGGUAUCUCUCUGGGCUAUAAGAUCUAUGAUGUCUGUGGCUCCAUUGCCAGAGGUGUGGGGGUUACACUGGCGUUGGCUAAUGGUAAUGAGGUGUUAUCUGCAUCCACCGAGGCACGGUGUACCAGAUCUGCACAAAAUGGCAUGGCCACUUUCACAGAAACCGCCCAACAUCUGGGAAUCUGUCUAGAGUACUCUGUAGCUUUCUUUAGAACCGAUCCACCAGACAAAAUACAAAAGAUAAUUUACAUGAUCAAGACGUCCACUUCCAAAGUUAUUGUUGCUUUCCUCUCCCACAUGGAUAUGGAUGUGCUAAUUCAUGAGUUGUCCAACCACAAUCUGACUGGGUACCAGUGGGUAGGCAGUGAGAGCUGGAUAUUUGAUUCCCAAAUUGCAGCCAUGGAUAGGCAUCACAAUCUGGAUGGUGCCAUAGGUCUGUCCAUCCCCAAAGCACAAGUCAGAGGAAUGAGAGAGUUUAUGUUGGAUGUGAAGCCGCUCAAUUCAUCUAGUAAUGAAAUGUUUCCAGAGUUUUGGGAGACAUUAUUUAACUGUAAGUUCAAACAGUCAAAAUCUUCAUCAGGGAAUCAGAGAGAAUGUACUGGCAAUGAAGAUCUGACUGGAGAGCAAAACAGCUUCACUGAUAUGUCGCUUAUGCCUAUCUUUAACAAUGUCUAUAAAGGAGUGUAUGCUGUGGCCCAAGCAAUUCAUAAUAUCCUCAGCUGUCACAAAACCUGUAACAACAAGGCGCAGCUAGAUCCAUUUACGAUUUUACAGCACAUAAAAAAGAUUAAGUUCACAACAAAGGAAGAAGAAGAUGUUUACUUUAAUGAGAAUGGAGACCCUGCAGCAAAGUAUGAAAUUAUAAACUGGCAGCCAACAGGACAUGGCAUUGUGGACUUUGUCACAGUUGGUCUUUAUGAUGCAUCUCUACCUGCAGAUAAACAGAUGAAUCUGCUAAAUAAGUCUUUAAUUUGGGCAAAGAACUCACAACAGGUGCCUUUGUCAGUUUGCAGUGAGAAAUGUCCUCCAGGAACUCGCAAGGUUCUCCAGAAAGGAAAGCCUGUUUGCUGCUAUGACUGUUUAAGAUGUGCAGAGGGAGAAAUUAGCAACAAUACAGAUUCCAUCACCUGUGUGCAAUGCCAACCUGAGUUCUGGUCGAAUGAGAGAAGAGAUGCUUGUGUGAAGAAGGAGGCAGAGUUUCUAUCAUAUGAAGAGAUUAUGGGAGCGCUGCUCACUGCAGCAUCCUUAUUUGGAACAUGCAUCACUGCUGUUGUGGCAUUCAUUUUCUUCAGAUACAGGAAAACUCCUAUUGUCAGGGCCAACAACUCUGAGCUGAGCUUCCUGCUGCUCUUCUCCUUGACUCUGUGUUUCCUGUGUUCUCUGACCUUCAUAGGCCGGCCCUCUGAGUGGUCCUGCAUGCUGCGACACACAGCAUUUGGCAUCACCUUUGUUCUCUGUAUCUCUUGUGUUUUGGGGAAAACUAUAGUGGUGUUAAUGGCCUUUAGGGCCACACUUCCCGGUAGUAAUGUUAUGAAAUGGUUUGGGCCAGCGCAGCAGAAACUCACUGUUGUGGGUUUCACUCUAAUACAAGUUAUCAUAUGUAUCCUCUGGUUAACAAUUUCUCCUCCAUUUCCAUUUAAGAAUUUUGAUGAAUUUAAGCACAAAAUCAUCUUACAGUGUGCUCUGGGCUCAGCUGUAGGUUUUUGGGCUGUACUUGGGUACAUAGGACUUCUGGCCAUGUUAUGUUUCAUUCUUGCCUUUCUGGCCCGGAAACUGCCUGAUAAUUUCAAUGAAGCCAAAUUCAUCACCUUCAGCAUGCUGAUAUUCUGCGCUGUAUGGAUCACUUUUAUCCCAGCGUAUGUCAGCUCUCCUGGGAAGUUCAGCGUUGCUGUGGAGAUAUUUGCUAUUCUGGCCUCCAGUUUUGGACUGCUCUUUUGUAUUUUUAUUCCAAAAUGUUAUAUUAUCUUACUGAAACCUGAGAAGAAUACCAAAAAGAAUAUGAUGGGGAAGGAGACACCAAAGUCAUUUUGAAAACUAAAAAUAAUAUAACAGGAGAUAUCUUCAUAAUGUUUAAUUACAAUGUGUCAAGUAGACCUUCAUGUAGACAUCUAUCCUUAUUUUGCUUGUAUUGUACAUCUGUAAUAUUCCUCCACUGUAUAAU